GCUGCACUGGGUGUUGUUGCUGUUUUCCGGCAAGGACGGUCGUCAGACAUGGCGGAGAUAGAGAAACGGGCCCGUAACGAUGAUGUUUUGACUAACGAAGAUGAGGAGGAUGAAGUCAAAAACGGAAACGAUGGUGAUAAAAAAUCUGCCGCCGCCGGCCCGAUCUCUUUUGGGUUCAGCAAGACCGUUGGUAAAAGUAAAGUUCAAAAUUUAAACCGAGAGGCGACCGAAACAUCGGAGGAGAAAGAUUAUCUGACGGGCGUGGAGGGUAAAGAGUUAAAGAGCACCAAGCCUUCUGAGAAACCCAAGGAGCUGGUUAUCCCGCUGAUCCACAAGAACCGCUGGUACAAGGAGGAAGCCGGUAGCAAGGGAGGGGGCGUGCAGGGGGCCGUGCAGAGGGCAGAGCAGCCUCCGGAGGAGGACGUGGUCGAGUCCCUGGCUGUGAAAGAGCUGAUAGAAGAGUCCCAGAGGCAGCAGGAGAAAUGGAAGAGUGGGGGAAGCCAGGGGGACCCCAAUCUCUCCAUCCCUCUGCUGUUGAUGAACAAGGUGCCGUCCGGGUUCGAGGACGGAGACAAGGUCAACGUGGACAUGCGUCCAGAAUCGUCCACUGAAGCGGACUAUGAAACGGUGCCAGUGGAGGCGUACGGCAUGGCGAUGCUGAAGGGAAUGGGCUGGAAGGCGGGAGAGGGCAUCGGCAGGACUUUCAAACAGGAUGUGAAGCCCAUAGAGCACCAGCUGCGGCCCAAGGGGCUGGGUCUCGGAGCGGACCGCUCUGCAAUCAAGGACCUGGAUGAGAGCCGGCCCAAGCGGCCCCCCAAACCGGGGGAGGAGAGGGCCCCGGAGGAGCCCCAGGGGCUGGUGACAGGGGGGCCCGUGCUGGUGGAGAAGGGGCCACACAAGGACCUCUACGGAAAGAUUGAAGGGGUGGAUCCAGACAAUGCCAGAGUCAUGGUGAGGCUCGCCAUUGGUGGAAAGACGGUGACAGUCAGCCAGUACUGCCUGCGAUUGGUCAACAGGAAGGAGUAUGAGAAGAACAGCAGAGACCUCAGCCGUCUGAGCAAAGCCCACAAGGAGAGGGAGAAAAUGAAAACAGACGAAGAGAAAGAGAGGCUGAGUAACGCAGGAGCGCCAGACAAACACACUGAUCGAGAGAGGGAUAGAGACCAGCGGGGCAAAGACAGGAAGAGGAAGCACCAGUCCCAGCAUGACAGAGACAGACCCCAUGCCGGUAAAGAGCCCAGGCAGAGCUCCAGCAACACAGGGUCCUCUCACGCCCCCUGCUGGCUGCAAAGGGAUCUGCGAGUGCGAUUCAUCGACAAGAAAUUCAAGGGGGGCAAAUACUACAACAGCAAGAUGACCAUUGAAGAUGUUUUAAGCCCUGAAGUGUGUGUCUGCAGAUCAGAGGAAGGUCGACUACUGGAUGAUGUGAAGCAGUCGAUGCUGGAGACGGUCGUUCCGAAGUCAGAUUCUGAUUUCAUCAUGGUGGUGCUGGGGCAGAACCGAGGGCAGGUGGGUCGAAUUCUUCAGCGCGACAAGGAGAAGGGCCAGGCCCUGGUGCAGCUUCAGAGGUCAGAGGAACAAGUCUUCAAACUGGAUUACGAUGCCGUCUGUCACUAUGUGGGAGGAACGGAUGAUUAAAUCUGCACCCGAGAGCAAGGAAGAAACAAGGGAGAGGGGAAGGAGGGGUAGAGGGGUGAAUCCGAGACCCAAUGAGAAAGAAAACUCCAAAAAUCAAGUUCUUAUCCGGGUCCUGAAUUCAAAGUCCAGCCGUGCCGUGUGCUGAGUUAAAGAAACUGCUGUCAGGAGCCUCAGUGUAAAUGCACACUAAUGGAAAAGGACCUCCUGUGAUCACCCUUUAUAGCGCUGUAACCGGGAGUCUGUGGUGCGUGCGCGUGUGCGUGUGCGUGUGCGUGUGCGUGUGUCCCGCCUUCUAACCAAAUUGGAAGUGCUGGGAAUGGCAUUGCAGGGAUGCUAACUCGUCCUGCAGUGUAAAGCCCUACAAAGUGGAAAAGGUUGAUAUGAAUGCAAAACUCUCCCUAACUUGUGCACUGUUGGUCUUUUAACACCUCCACCCCUCAAAUGACCAUUUGAUCUUAUUAUGUAUCACCAAUGUAUCCCAUCAUGCAGUUUCCCCAUCGCCCGAUGCAGAGCGGACCGCAGGAACCUGCUUUUGGAAGAAAGAGGAAAGAAGGUUUUCAGAUAGCUGUGAUUGAACUCACCCAGUUGUUAUUUUAAUGUAUUUUUUUAUUAUUAAAUAAAAACUAAACUACAGUCUGUU
Acipenser ruthenus (sterlet) is the source of this 2278-nucleotide messenger RNA. It is a transcript of the gene gpkow, whose product is annotated as G patch domain and KOW motifs. The record is from RefSeq and is a predicted model, not a curated record. Bases 49 to 1638 code for a protein of 529 amino acids. Gene Ontology annotation, molecular function: nucleic acid binding. Gene Ontology annotation, cellular component: spliceosomal complex. Lineage: Eukaryota; Metazoa; Chordata; Actinopteri; Acipenseriformes; Acipenseridae. The transcript is spliced from 11 exons. Gene Ontology annotation, biological process: mRNA splicing, via spliceosome.